AUCCAACUCCGCAACUGCCAACGUGUCUUAAACCUUAACAUCAACGUCGCAAACACCACGAAACGGAAAAUAUCCCACACUAAAUCCUCAGGAGAAGCCUAGCUCGAAUGCCAUCAGCAUGCAAACAAGCGGUUUAUCAAAUACACCCCUCACAAAAGCGCUCCUAAUCUACACAAUCGCCGCCUCCAUCGCCCUCUCCAUCUUCGACAUUAAACACCUCCCCGCCAUCCAUGUCUCCCCGCACCUCUUCCCCUACGGCCAGUUCUGGCGCUGCCUGAUUUGGCAGGUCGCUGGGUUCGCGAAUUCCACGGAGGCACUUUUCGCUGCACUGCUGGUUUACCAUGUUCGAGUUGUUGAGCGCGGAUGGGGGAGUCGGAAAGUUGCUACAUUCAUCCUCAGCACACUUCCCUACACGACACUCCUCGCACCCCUCCUCCUAACCCUCGUCGUGAGACCGCUCACCUUCGGGAAAAUAAACUACCUCCCCUCGGGCCCAACCGGCACAGUUUUCGCGCUGCUUGCGCAGUAUCACGCCUCUAUACCCUCGACGUAUAGGUAUACCAUUUCGACUUCAUCGUCACCCCCAUCCCCAUCUACACCUACAGCUUCAACCCCAACAACUACAACACCCGCAUCACAACCAAGCGACGCUACCGAAUCCCCGCAAAAGACUCUCUCAAUCUCUUUAACAGAUAAGUCAACUACGUACUUAAUAGCGGCGCAGCUUGCGCUCUCACAGUUCCCGUACAUGCUUCUGCCAUCAGCGCUAGGGUGGAUUGUUGGCGUGGCCUGGCGCGCGGACGUUCUCCCUUGUGUUGCUGGGAGUGGGAGUUCGGGCUGGAGGGUUCCGGCGUGGGCUGUUGGGGAGGAAGGUGCGACGUUCUCUGCACGGAGCGGUGGUGGGAAUGGAGGUGGCCAGGAGGCUAGGUUUGAGGGGUUGAGGAGAAGGUUGGAGAGUGAGGCUGCGGCUGCGGCGAGUGGGAGUUCGAACUCGAAUCCGGAUGCUUCGGGGUCUGGGGCUGGAUCUAGUAGGCUGAGAGCUGGGAGGGGGUGAUUGUGUGUCCUUGCCUAUCUACUUUAUGUUACUGCAUAUACCACAUCUUGUUUUGGUAGGCAACUUAGAUUAUAUUGAAAGAAUGUUAUUAAGAUUGAACAUUUAGUCAGCUUCCAAUAAUCGCUAUG
Molecule: messenger RNA, 1182 nt
Organism: Aspergillus versicolor CBS 583.65
Lineage: Eukaryota; Fungi; Ascomycota; Eurotiomycetes; Eurotiales; Aspergillaceae
Gene: dscB
Product: protein dscB
Exons: 2
Coding region: 119-1054 (311 amino acids)
Molecular function (GO): serine-type endopeptidase activity
Source: RefSeq, a predicted model, not a curated record